This is a messenger RNA of Trichomycterus rosablanca, 2763 nucleotides long. RefSeq names its product follistatin-like 5 (gene fstl5). The transcript has 16 exons. The record is from RefSeq and is a predicted model, not a curated record. Gene Ontology annotation, biological process: multicellular organism development; regulation of BMP signaling pathway; cell differentiation. The coding region runs from base 184 to 2763 and encodes 859 amino acids. NCBI's taxonomy places the organism in Eukaryota, Metazoa, Chordata, Actinopteri, Siluriformes, Trichomycteridae. Gene Ontology annotation, molecular function: protein binding; calcium ion binding.
AUCCACACUUUUAACAAGAAACGGAUAACACUGCUGCGGAAAUACAUUCAUCCUGCUGAGAACUUCAGGGAUUUGUGCAGUACGCGCGAGGACUUCGUACAGUCUAACUGGACUUGCUUUACACACAUCCUGCACCAGCUGCACUGGUUUUGUGCGCCUCUUUGGGAAAACCCCGGUUUCUGGAUGCCCUGUGCACGGACACGCAGGACAGGGCCAAUGGGAGGCUCCGGAUGGUACUUGGUGGCUACCCUGCUUUUUAGCAGCAUCAUCGUGUCGGAGGCUCGUCCCAGCUCAGAUACGCUCGAUUCUUCGGCCAAUCGACCGCUUGUUAGAUUCCGUCACAAGCAGGAUGGAAUGCCGGAGAGUCUGAGGAUUAAAGGCUUGUAUGGCCACACCAACCCCCCAAACUUCUGUGAGCAUAAAUACUGUGGGCUAGGAAAGCAUUGCGUGGUGGACCACAGGACCGGGCAGGGAGAGUGCCAGUGUCUAGAGCACUGCAAGCCCCACUACAAACCUGUAUGUGGAUCUGAUGGAAAACUGUACCAGAACCACUGUGAGCUGCACCGAGCCUCAUGCCUGGCCCACCAGAGAAUCACCAUCAUACACAGUGAAGAAUGUUUCUACAAAGAUGAUAACUGUCAUCUGGGCGACUACAAGAAACUGAAAAUGAAGGUGUUGGAACUCUGCGCUCAGCGUUACCUCGUACCUGGUGACCAAGAUAGCUACAAAAGGGACAUGGAAUCCAGGAGGCAUGUGGUAGACCUGAUGUUCAGACGCUUUGAUGCUGAUGGUAGUGGGCGGGUGGACAGCAGUGAGAUUUCACAGGUCAUCAAGCAGGAGGGUUUGAGUAAUACAGCAUCAGAGUGCACUCUGUUCGACCUGCUAAAAUAUAACGAUGUCUCUGAUGAUGAGCACCUUACUAAGGAUGAGUUCUACACUGCUUUUGAUGUGUAUCAGCUAAGCCUUGCUGAGGAGGAGAAGCUAAGUAUUACCACAGUGACAGUGGGUCAAAGUGUGGUACUGACGUGUGCUAUCGUGGGAGAAAGGCGGCUGCCAAUCAUCUGGAGACGUAACAAUCACACACUGAACUCACUGCAGCUGGAGGAUAUCAGUGAUUUUGGAGAUGAUGGGAGUCUGUAUAUCACCAAAGUGACCACCACUCAUAUGGGGAACUACACUUGCCAUGCUGACGGCUAUGAGCCGCUGUUCCAAACACACACUUUGCAAGUAAAUGUUCCACCUGUUAUCCGGGUGUAUCCAGAGAGCCAGGCACGGGAACCUGGGGUCACUGCCAGUUUGAGGUGCCAUGCCGAGGGUAUUCCUGAUCCACAGCUCUCCUGGCUGAAGAAUGGCAUGGACAUUUCUACUAAACUCUCCAAACAACUCACACUACAAGCUAAUGGGAGCGAGGUGCACAUCAGUAACGUUCACUUUGAGGACACUGGUGCGUACACCUGCAUCGCCCGUAAUGAAGCUGGAGUGGAUGAGGACAUCUCAUCUCUUUUUGUGGAGGAUUCUGCACGCAAGACAUUGGCAAACAUUCUUUGGAGGGAAGAAGGUCUGGGGAUUGGAAACAUGUUCUACGUUUUUUAUGAGGAUGGUAUCAAAGUGAUCCAGCCAGUGGCCUGUGAAAUCCAGAGGCACAUAAAACCCAGCGAGAAGCUGCUCGGCCUCCAGGAGGAAGUUUGCCCAAAAGUAGGAGAUGAGAAGGAGCAGAAAUGUGUUUGGGCAUCAGCUAUAAACGUGAAGGAUAAAUUCAUAUAUGCUACCCAACCAAUGCUGAACAGAGUGCUCAUCGUAGAAAUCCAAACCCAAAAAGCAGUUCAGACUGUUCGCACAGAUCGAGUCCCAGUACAGGUUCAUUAUGAUAAAUCUCAUGACCAAGUGUGGGUGCUGAGUUGGGGAGAUCUGGAGAAGAACUUUCCAACCCUUCAGGUCAUCAAGCAGGCCAGUGGCAGCACGUCCCACCACACAAUCCAUACCCCGCCCGUUGGCCGUCGAUUUGACAGAGUAGAUGACUUCUUCAUCCCUCCAUCCAGCCUCAUAAUCAAUCAUAUAAGGUUUGGAAUGAUUCUUCAUAAAAAUGAACCAGCACUGCAUAAGAUUGACCUGGAGACUACCUCUGAUGUGAAGAACAUCAGCUUACAUGAGUACGACUGUAUCCCACAGUCCCUGGCCUACACCCACCUGGGAGGCUAUUAUUUCGUCAGUUGUCACCCAGAUUCAACCGGCGCUGUUCACCCCCAGCUCAUUGUUGACAGUGUAACAGACAAUGUGAUAGGUCCUAACAGCGAUGUCAGUGGCACUCCUUACAUCUCCCCUGAUGGCCACCACCUAGUGACUGUCGACGACCGGGGCGGCAUGCUGCGUCUACAGUCUAUUUCGGUGCGUGGCGAGAUCGGCAAGCCCUUCGACAUCCACACCAACCUGCACCUGUCCGACCUGGCGUUUAUGCCCUCGUUCACUGAGAUCCACCAGUACAACGUGUUUGGAAGCUCAGGUCAGCAGACUGAUGCCCUGUAUGUAGAGCUUAGCAGUGGCAAUGUCAAAAUGAUUAAGAGCCUGAAGCAGCCCAUAGCAACAUCUCAGUGGCGCUGGGACCAGAAGAACCGCAUUAUGACAGCAAGCGGACUGUUCGGACAGUACCUCAUGACUCCCUCUCAGAGUUCCCUAUUUAUACUAGAUGGGUGGUUGGACAAGCUCAACUGCGAAAUCACUGAUGUACCCAUGGGGAACAUUGUGGUGUGGGUCGGGGAAGCUUAG